GUGUUAACUAUCAAUGAUCUUUCUCUCCCUUUCCUUGUUGACACGGGAGCUUCGCUCUCUGCAGUUCGUACUACCGACCUGCCUGAGGUUCCCCGCUCCGGAAAAACCGUGUCCGCUGUGGGCAUUACGGGAGUCCCAACCCCUUAUCCCCUUUCAAAACCUCUACCGGUCCAGGUUCGAGCCGCCUGGCCGACGGAACCCACCUCUGACGCCUGCCACAACCUUGAACCAGGUGACUGGGUCUACGUACGGCAUCACCAUCGAAAACACGCCUUGGAACCUCGCUGGAAGGGUCCUCAUCAGGUACUGCUUACUACCCAGACAGCUGUUAAGCUAUCUGGCAUUGCAGCAUGGAUACAUGCUUCACAGUGUAAGAAGACACCCUCCCCGGCGAACCAAUCAACACCUCAGGACUGCGCAGAGUCAGUUUUGACUCCAGAAGAAGACGUAGAGGAACAGCCUGCAAUACCUUACAAUCUACGCUCUCGUAAGGGUUGCCAGAAGCAGAUGACGAUCUAAAGCAAGGCCCAAGAAGCAGCAGCAGUGAGCCUAGCGCCUGCUGUCUGGUGGACAUAAAACUGUGAGUGCAGUUCCCUCAGUUGAGGUUGUCAGAACCAGAAGGGCCUUGCCUCCAACAUGCACCUCUGGUGGCGCCUGUUCCUCGGCUGCUGGUAUCUUAAGGUCUGGGGUGCCCACAAUGACAAUUCUUUUAUCCAGCAGCAAGUGUGGAUAGCCCAGACCCUUAAUAUUUCUAAAUGCUGGGUCUGCAGCCACAUCCCAGCCCACUCUCAAGCUGGUGUUCCUGUCCUGGCUAUCCCACUGAAUUCCCCAGACCUUACUGGAGGACCUCGUCCAUUUAACAAAACAUGGAACAGCAAUGACACUUGGGAAGCAGUGGGAAUAAAUGUAUCUAAAUGGAUAAGUGUGGUGGAGGGGAAAGGUCAUUGGUGUUGGGUGUGUAAUGGGACAGGGCUGGAUCUGGGAACAAGCCGUUGCCUUCAGCAUAUUGUGGCAAAUGGUGUAUGGGAUUAUUCAAACAAAACUAAGAAGUGGCGGACUGGGUAUGGGGAUAUGAAUUUUUUCUCAACCUGGGAUCAAACAGAAAAAUCAAUCUCAUGUUCCCCCUACAGUAAUCUUAGUAAAAAUAAUACAAUCUUCCAAUGCCAUACAAAUACUACCACUCUUCGUAAGGAGGAUUACCCUGUGCCCUUUGGAGGAUAUUACUCCUCAUUUGCAGAUACCUAUGUAACAAAUGGAUGCAAUCGACCUUUCCCGGCCUUAAUAGGCCAUCAUUGGGUUUGUGGAACCAAAGCUUAUACUGUAUUACCAGCUAACUGGUCAGGUAUCUGUUAUCCUGCCCAACUCUUCCCACAAUUCCGGGUGCUAGAGUCCCUCCCACGAGAACGCCUCCGUAAUUUCAGGCGAAAAAGAAGGGACUUACUAGAUGCCCAAUGGUAUAUACAUAACAUAAGCCCCUUAACUUGGGAAGAGGCCAUUGGCACUUCCUUUAUCCCACUUGGGGGAGUAAUACACCACGCAAAAAGACUCCUAAGGUUACAAGCAGUGGUUGAAAUAAUGGCAAAUGAAACCGGAGAAAGUUUAAAAACCCUGGCCAAAGAAACAGGGGUGAUCAGACAGGUUGCCCUCCAAAACCGUCAAGCAUUAGAUAUAGUGCUGGCGAAAAAGACAAUGAGGAAAAUGUUGGAAAAAAUACGAAAGUACAACCUGUGA
Messenger RNA from Gopherus flavomarginatus (Mexican gopher tortoise), 1731 nucleotides. RefSeq lists its product as uncharacterized. The record is from RefSeq and is a predicted model, not a curated record. Lineage: Eukaryota; Metazoa; Chordata; Testudines; Testudinidae. The transcript has 3 exons. Bases 637 to 1731 code for a protein of 364 amino acids.